ACAUACAUACAUUACGUUAUACUACGUAUUGCGAAGCUAAUGUUAUUGUGUGAAUCACGCAAUUUUAGGAUUAUUGCACUAUAACGAAAACAAUAUUGUGAUAAAUUACCAUGUGUUUGAAAUGUUGGUUUUGAUGUACUUGUGAAUUUGUAAACUCUGGUGCAGUUAGUUUUAAUAAAAUAAGAUUUAGAUAUUUAGGUGAUCCAGAGGAAACAUGGGGUGGGGUGGACAGAAGGAUGGUUGUGGAAAUUUUAUGAAAUACAGUCUAUUUGUCGUUAAUCUCAUAAUAUUCUUGGGCGGAGUUAUUGUAGUGGCUUUGGGCAUAUGGACAGUUGUUGAUAAAUCAUUUGCCAACGAUCUCCUUGGCACAAACUUGUAUGCUGGAGCAGUUUACGUACUGAUUGCUACUGGACUUCUUGUUGUCCUUAUUUCAUGUCUGGGAUGUUUGGGAUCAGUCAAAGAAGUGAGAUGUAUGUUGGUUAUUUAUUUCAUUUCAUUAUUCCUCAUCUUUGUAACAAUGCUGGUUGGUGGGAUCCUGGGUUAUGUAUUCCGAGGGAAGGUCGAAACUACACUACGCAUAGGAAUGGAAGGAUCCUUACGUGACUAUGGGAAUUAUAAGCCAAUAACUGAGGCGUGGGAUAUAACCCAGACAAGAUUGGAAUGCUGUGGUAUAUACAGUCACAAAGACUGGCAGAAUAGACUACCCGAAUCUUGCUGCAAGUUAACUAGAACCGGAGAAAGAUUGAAAUGUCAAUCUCUGGUAGAAAAUAAUUCCUUCACAAUGAAUACAAGAGGAUGUCUAAAUGUUACCACUGAAUUUGUCAAGACCCAUGCCGUUGUUAUCGGAACUUCCGGAAUUGUUCUCUCUUUGAUAAUGAUAUUUGGAAUGAUCUUUUCCUGUGCCCUGUUUAAGUUAAUAGAAUAAUCAUCAAGUUUAUGUAUUCCGGGAAUUUCAUUUUUCGACGAGAGUUCAAAAUCAUGCAACGGAAAUAAAGAAUAAUUUAAAAAAAUUGAACUAAUCUAUUUUAUCUGUAACAACCAUUAAUAAAUUAUUGACAGUUGUACCAUUAUUGUAGGUAUAGAUCUCUUGCAAUAUUACGACGUACCUGAUUUAAAACAUCGCCAAAACAGCUCAAAAUGUAUGGUGGUGUGUUUGGUAGGAUGAUUUAUACUUAGGUUACAAAUAUAUAUUUUUUGUUUUGUGCAUAUAUAUAUAAGGUGAUAUAUACUUUCAUUCCAUAAUUUAUUCUCUGAAUAUCUAAAUAGCAACAAGAAGUAUAUGUCACCCUACAAUAUUUAAAAUUUGCACAUAAUACAUAUUUUUAUACAAUUUCUGUCACUAUUUUUUAUACUUUUAUAUAUGCUCAUACAGUUUGGACAGUGUGUGACUAUUGAAUGUUUAUG
This is a messenger RNA of Anoplophora glabripennis (Asian longhorned beetle), 1404 nucleotides long. Its product is annotated as CD151 antigen. The coding region runs from base 215 to 925 and encodes 236 amino acids. The transcript is spliced from 6 exons. The record is from RefSeq and is a predicted model, not a curated record. NCBI's taxonomy places the organism in Eukaryota, Metazoa, Arthropoda, Insecta, Coleoptera, Cerambycidae. Gene Ontology annotation, cellular component: membrane.